AUGAGGAAGCGCAAAGCAGUCUCCCGAACCGAUAAGGUUCCCAAGAAGCGAACGGAAGAAGACAGUAGCGACGACGAAAAACCAAGCGAAAAAAACCAAGCGACCUCGCAUGCCACUCUAGCGAUCGAGAUUCCUUUGAGCACUUUAUGGAGAAGCAACAAAUCCAAACCUAAGCCAAGCUGGCUAAUGAAGAAGACAUCAUCAGGUUGGAUCCGCAAAGCAGGGGAGAAAGGCCAAGUGUUUACUAGAGAGGAUAUGCAAGAAUUUGAGAAUGAGGUCUUAAAGGAACUGGGAUAUAUCUAG
Molecule: messenger RNA, 303 nt
Organism: Penicillium verrucosum
Lineage: Eukaryota; Fungi; Ascomycota; Eurotiomycetes; Eurotiales; Aspergillaceae
Exons: 1
Coding region: 1-303 (100 amino acids)
Source: RefSeq, a predicted model, not a curated record